Molecule: messenger RNA, 1908 nt
Organism: Naegleria lovaniensis
Lineage: Eukaryota; Heterolobosea; Eutetramitea; Acrasida; Naegleriidae
Exons: 1
Coding region: 1-1908 (635 amino acids)
Source: RefSeq, a predicted model, not a curated record
AUGCUACUCCAUACUACUACUACCGCUACCAAUAAUACUUCACAACAACAACAACAAUUAUAUCAUCUCUUGUUGAAUCAAUUAUCACAACAACAACAACAACAACACACCAACACCAUACCAACAACACCACAAUCAUCACUCUCCUCACCGUCUCCUCCUACGAAAGCUGUAGUCGUAGGAACAUCAUCUCCAACAACAACAACCUCUUUCACUGCACUUCUCACGGGUAUUCCUUCUUCUUCAUCGACGACGACGACGACCACAAACACUGUUGUCCAAACGACGAACAAUAACACCACAAAUAAUAAUAAUAACGGCAAGAUAACACCAACUUCCAAUAAGAUCAUUAACAGCACAGGAACUCCCUCUACAAAUAGUACUACUAGUACUACCAACACUUCAUCAGCUUCCAACAUGAUGCCUCCUCCUACGCUUCAUCAUCAUCACGGAACCAACAUGUUUACACGUUCAUGCACUCCAACCACUCCAUCAUCUUCUUCUUCGAGGAUGACUCCAACGAAUCCAUCCCACUUAUCCACAACAACAACAAAUCCACCCAUUUCAAAUCCAUCCGUCUCUAUCAAUAAUAACAAUAUUAACAAUAACAAUAUUAACAAUAAUAUUAACAAUAAUAUUAACAAUACCAAUAAUAAUAAUAAUAUCAACAAUAAUAAUAUGAACAUGGUAUUGUCAUCCAAUCAUCCCAUAUCCAUGAAUUACAAUCAAAUCAUUACCACCAUUUUACAAAAUCCAUCCAGUGUAAAAUCCAUGAAUCCACUCCUCAUUCAACACUUGUUAAAACAAUUACACCAAAUCUCAUCAGUACAACAUCCAACAGUCACUAAAAUUAUUGCAUUGAUUCAAUCUCAAUUCAUGACCACCACCACCGCUGCUGCUGCUACAAGUGGUCAUAACUUUAAUACUGGAAUUUCAAAUGCAACCAACACCAGCAGCACCAGCACUACCAUCCCUCUCACCCCACCUCAUUCCGGAAACACAACGCACCAGCAGCAACACACUCCGAUCAACAAAAAUUGUAGUAGCAGUAGUAGUAGUGGUAGCGCAACAACUCUUCCACAUUCAACACCACCACCAACGACGACGACUACUUCUACGACGACGACGACGACUACCACCUCGAGUAGUUCUAUUCCUCCUUCGUCACUGCCUCCUCCUACGAACAUAUCCGAUUUGAAUUCAAAUAACAUACCCAUUCAGUUAAGGUCGACGACCCUCACAUCAUCCUCUCCAAGUAGUAGUAAUACAUUGAUGACACACCCAACAACCACAACCACACCUUCCGCUCCAACUACACCCACAUCAUCACUGGCAGUACAUUCCUUGUCUAGCCUGGGAUUGGCAACAACAACUGCUACUACUUCGAAUCUUAAUAGUACCUUUUCCACUUCCACUUGCCCUCCCAAUCUCACACAAGAAAUUAUGCUCUAUUUAAAUCAAAAACAAGACCAAUAUUGUACACACAGCUAUCGAUCUGGUGAUCAAUUUUUAUUCGAUCAAAAAUUAUACGAAUAUCAUGUGGAAUCGAUUGAGGAUUUGAUGUGUGUGGGUUUGAAUACACCAAUUAGCUAUUUCAAUAGGAAUGAAUCAAUGCAUGAUCAUACCGUACAACAGCUUUAUUCAAAACAAGUACAACCAUCUACAAAUUCCAACCAAACAUGGCAUCAUCCGACGAAUAAGGGAGCUCCCUUAAUUGGAAAUAAUAAUCCGACGAAUAAUAAUAGAUCAACACCACCUGCAACAUCAAAUACGACUAUGAAUACUCAAACCUCUUCAUCUAAUGGCUCAGCAUUUCAAAGAUAUAUGAGAGAAUCACUCACGGAUACCGUUCAAUACUAUCCAACUCGAAAUAUGGAUGGAAGUGUGAAAUCCUCAAAGGAAAGGUAA